CGCCGCGACGCAUAAGGACCCCGGCCUGGCGCGCCCCGUCUCCGCACCCUCUCGCGGCGCUUCGCUUGCGGAAGCAUGGAGGGCGAGAGCACGUCCGCGGUGCUCUCCGGCUUUGUGCUCGGCGCGCUCGCUUUCCAGCACCUCAACACCGACUCGGACACGGAAGGUUUUCUUCUUGGGGAAGUGAAAGGUGAAGCCAAGAAUAGUAUUACUGAUUCCCAAAUGGAUGAUGUUGAAGUUAUUUAUACAAUUGACAUCCAGAAAUAUAUUCCAUGCUAUCAGCUUUUCAGCUUUUAUAAUUCUUCUGGUGAACUAAAUGAGCAAGCACUGAAGAAAAUAUUAUCAAGUGUCAAAAAGACUGUGGUUGGUUGGUACAAAUUCCGACGUCAUUCAGACCAGAUCAUGACAUUUAGAGAGAGACUGCUUCACAAAAACUUACAAAAUCAUCUUUCAAGUCGGGAACUUGUUUUUCUACUGUUAACACCAAGUAUAAUAACAGAAAGCUGCUCUACUCAUCGGCUGGAGCAUGCCUUAUAUAAACCUCAGAAGGGACUUUUUCACAGGAUACCAUUAGUGGUGGCCAAUCUGGGCAUGUCCGAACAACUGGGUUAUAAAACCGUGUCAGGUUCCUGUGAGUCCACUGGUUUUAGCCGAGCAGUAAAAACUCACAGCUCUGAAUUUUUUACAGAAGAUGGAUCUUUAAAGGAGGUACAUAAAAUAAAUGAAAUGUAUGCUUCUUUACAAGAGGAAUUAAAGAGUAUAUGCAAGAAAGUAGAACACAGUGAGCGAGCAGUAGAGAAACUACUAAAGGACGUAACCAGACUGAAACGGGAAAUUAAAAAAAGAAAACAGGCACAAAUUCAAGCAGCACGAGAGAACAUCGAAAAAGACCCUCAGGAGAACAUUUUUCUUUGUCAAGCUUUACGGACCUUUUUUCCAGAUCAUGAAUUUCUUCAUUCAUGUGUUAUCUCCUUGAAAAAUAGGCAUAUUUCUAAAAGUAGCUGUACUGCCAACCACCAACUCAAUGUGAUAGACAACCUGACUUUAAUGGUAGAAUACACUGACAUUCCUGAAGCUAGUCCAGCUAGUGGUGCCCUGCAAAUGAUUAAACGUAAAGCUUUAGAUACCAAUGAUGGAUGGCAAUUCAAGAAGUCACGGCCAUUAGAGAUACAAAACAAACCAUCUAAAACAGAUACUGAUAGUAGUAAUCAAGAAAAAGCAUCCACAAUGAGCAGCCCCGAAACAGAUGAAGACAUUGAAAAAAUGAAGGGUUGUGGUGACUAUCCACAGUCUCCUACAUUUUGAUCAUUUUAGGCCAAAAGGACAUUUUUAAUUGGCUGAAGGGUAAAGCCAUUUAUAUUGUUUUUACUAUGUUCAGGUGUUUUGCAGUAAUACAUAAGUUCUAUUACAUUUAUUUUUUAAAGCACUUUAUUUUAAAACCAUAACCUUUUUUUGUCCCCCUCCUUUGUUAAAGAUUUUAAGUAAUUCCUACACCCAACAUGGAGCUUGAACCUACAACCCCAAGAUCAAGAGUCGUAUGUUCCACCAACUGAACCAGCGAGGCGCCCCCGUUUUUUGCUCCUUAUACGAAACUGUUGAGGGAAAAGCUUAAAUGAUAUUCUUUUAAACUUCUAUAGCAUUCUUUAGAAUUGGAAAAGAAAGACUAACCUUAUUUUCACAAUAGAAAAAAAUGUCUAAAGUUAAUAUGAAAUGUAUUUCAUUUUUAUCUAAGGCACCGUAAUUCCUGCUCCUUAAGUUACAAUAAAUGGCUAGGUUGCCAGAUAAAAUGCUGGACAACAUGCAGUAUUAGGCAUUGAAAACUUACUCAUUGUUUAAAUGAAUAAUUGAAUUUGAAUCGGAGUUCAAAUUUAAUCACAUGUCCUAUAUUUCUAUUUGCUAAAUCUGGCAGUUCUAAUUAUGGCAAAACUGUAAUGUGGCACAAAUAUCUCUCCCUAGUCUAGAGUCUUCUACACAGAAUUGAGUGAAUCCAGAAUUUGAGAACAGAACAAGCCUGAUAAUGCAGCGUGUCUGAGAUCAGCAGCUGGUCAAGUAGCUGAAAAGGCCAAUUAAAGUGGGACUCAAAAAUGUACAUAUGUGUAUAGGUAUACAUAUGUCUAUCACCGAGAUUUCAUUUUAACAUAAAGCAGAAUUGUACAUUCAUUUGUCAAUCUUUUGUUGUAGGAUUAGGAACUUUUCUGAGUAUGCUGGUGUUCCAGUAUAAAUCACAUCCAUUAUUUAACCUUUACAAUUCCCAGUUUUAGUUUCUUUAAAGUGAAGAAUUUAAAGAAACUUGAAAAGCAACCUGAGUACAAAAUGCUUUUUUUUUUUUCAUUUCACAGCACCCUCCUACUUCCAACCUUCUUCAGCUGUCCUAACCACACCUAACUUGACAACUAUUUUCUUAAAACUAUUUUUUUAUUUCAAAAGCAUUUACUUCAUUUUCAUUGCAGCAAUAACUUUAAUGCUCAUACUUCAUCAAUACAAUGACAGACAAAACUAACACAGGUCUGGGAACAAAAUAGCUGCCUCUUGGCAAUGCAAAACUCAACAGGUUUGAAGAGUAUGGGCUUCAGUAUGAUUUUAAGGAUGUAAAGCUCCGGUUUAAUCCAGUGAAUUGGUUAAGUGGAAGUUGGCUAAGAGAGCUUUUACUGUGUUUUUUGUAUUUGUCUUUUCCAUAAUUUUGAGAAUUUUCCACAAAGCCUAUACAUCAUAUAGCCUUUAUGUUUUACUCACUGGAUGAAAUGCUGAACACACACUUUGACCAUUGCUUUUCCAUCUGCUACUUCCUAAGUGACAGAACAAAUUCAUAGCUACUAUCAAAACUAUCUUUUAUCUAUUUUAACAUGCAUUAGUUACCAUGGGGUGCUAAUGAAGCCCAUAUAACAGCAGGGAUGUUCUGUACAAAUAAUGAGUUUCUGUUGGGAUCGUUUAACUGGUUACCUAAGAAGCACUGCUGUGUAACAACACCAGGCAGAGGGAGGGGUAAUAGGUUGGCAGUCUGAAGCCUAACUUAAAAAUAACCACAAACAGGGGCGCCUGGGUGGCUCAGUCAGUUAAGUGUCUGCCUUCGGCCCAGGUCAUGAUCCCAGGGUCCUGGGAUGGAGCCCUGUGUUUGGCUCCAUGCUUUGCGGGAAGUCUGCUUCUCCUGCCCUCCACUCCGCCCCCCUCCCCCACCACCUUUUCUCUCUCACAUGCUCUUCCUGAAAUAAAUAAAAUCUUAAAAUAACCACAAACAUCACUAGAGCAUAUAGAACAUCACAGAGAACAUAGAUAAGGACUAAAUGCAACCAACAAAUGAACUGCUGGAGGAGGUUAUUGAGAACACAAGACUGCUGGUUGACCUGGCAGCCGGACUGAAGCAAAGGUUCCACUUCCGUCCUUGGAAUGUACAUUUUGCCUACUGUUCCCACAGUGUGAGCUGUUCCAAAGACAUAGCCUUGAGAAAGUAAGAUGUUGACACCAUAUGGAUUGUAUGUGUGACUGAACCCAGUUAAGGCCUCAGUAUAAACUUUUAAGACUAGCAGGCAGGUGCAGAGAUGUACUUGUCUUGCGGCCACCCAAGACAAACUUCCUAAGUAAGUUCCCUUGCUUAUUACUAAGCCUGCCACCUACAAAUAGGGAGUUGCCUGCCUCUUCAGUCUCUCCCUGCCCUCCAUGUACCAGUUUAUGAACCAACUGCUAGACAAGGUACUGCAGAAGCAAUAAGUAACCAACAUACGCGACUAUCUUCUGAAGACAAUAGCUUAAGAUUUUUCAAAGACUGCUUACAAGAAACAGGCUUUCAUCCAAAGUUAAAUUUGCUGAAACACUAUAAAGAGGUAAUGUAUUUGGCUUAUACUUGUGCACAAUGAUCCAUCUUCUUUGAAGAAAGAAAUGCUAAAUUUUCCAUCAGAGAACCUUGCUGAGGUCCGUACUGGCUUAACUUCCAUAAAUAAGUUUGAUGACCCAAGUUUCAGGGCAUUAAAUGAAGGAAAAGGGUCCUCAUAGAUCAUUUUUCCCCAAUUAUUCUCAUCUUUGGCAAUUAGUUUGUAUCACUGGAGUAAGAUAGUUCUAGACCAUUUGCCAAUGGAUCAUUUUUAAAGUAUGCUACCAGUUUUAAGAUAGACUAGCCCAGGAGUAAAUCUGAGGUCCUGCAACUGCAUCACUAUCCAUCCCCAUGUAACAUCUCUACAAAGGGAAGAUCCUAGCCAGGCAUAUUUCUAUUUACUAGUUAGAAAAUCUGAGCAAUUUUAAAUCCACACCCUGCCACAUGGAAUUUGUGUAUAAUACAAGCAUUCCACCUUCAUGCACCCAUAUCCCUAAAAUCCCAUUUACAAGACAGAAUCUGGGCCUAAAGUAAAAUUCCAAUAGAAGUCAUCCUUUCCAUAUAUUUUUUAAAAGACUUUAUUUAUUUGACACAGAUCACAAGCAGGGGGGUGGGGGGGCUGGGUUGCAGAGGGAGAGGGAGAAGCAGGCUCCUGGACGAGCAGGGAGCCUGAUGUGGGGCUCCAUCCCAGGGUCCUAGGAUCAUGACCUGAGCCGAAGACAGACACUUAACCGACUAAGCCACCCAGGCGCCCCCAUCCUUUCUGUAUUUUAAAUCCCCAUGAGUUUUAUGAGCUAACUAGGGACCAUCCUACAGUACCAGUUUUUUAAAAUUUGUAUGUAUAUAAAAUAAUGAGUAUUAACAUUUUAAAUAACUCAUGUUCUUUAAAAGUGAAGAGGAAGCUUUACUUUUUCCUUGUAAGAUUUCAAUUAUUAAGAACUAACUUAAAACUUCAGUUUGAAAGGAUUGAGCCGAUUUUCUACCCAAAGGUUAUUAAAUCUUGUAAUUUGAGUCAAUAUUAGAAUCAAACAACCAUUUAUUGUAAAAUAUGUUUAUUGAUGGAUGUUAAGACUCCUAUAAUUUAUUCCCGAUACUUGAUGUUACAAACUUUAGGGUCUUUGAGAUAUGCAGGAUCCUUGUAUGUAACUGGCAUAAACCCUGUAAAAGAUAAUGAAAGUGCUUCACAAAAGAUAAUGAGCAAACUUUUGAUUGGUCCAAUUCAGUUUUUCAGGUGCUCUUACCCAUUAUUUGAGCUCUCUUAAUUGCUUUUGUGAUUUCUUUCUGUUUCUUCCCACAAAGACCUAUAAAAAAAUGCUUUCAUAUUCAUAAAAAAUGUCAACACUCAAAAUGCAUAGCAACUAUCUUAAGGAAAGGUUGGAAAACCUAUAAAUAGCCAGGCAGUAAAUAUCUUAGGCUUUGCGGGCCAUACAGUCACUGCUGUAAUUACUCUGAUGUAGCUCACAAAGCAGCCACAGGCAUUAUGUAAAUAAGCUACUUACAAAAACAGGUGGCAGAUCUAACUUGGCCUAUAGGCAAAUAGGCCCUGGUUUAAAUAAGUAGUCUAGGAACGAUUACAGUAUACUCCAAAACAUCAACACAAUUUUCUAAAGCCCUAGUUUUUUACAUGUUGUCUGCCUAUGGUUAACUCUGAGCAUAAGAAGACGUGUAAAAUAAUAAUCCUUUUGGGCUACGAAGAGGCUUUCUCAAAAGUACCUCUAGUAUCUGGUCUACUAGUGAUUUAUAGCACAACUUGAAAAUUUGACAUUUUUCUUAAAUAGAUUUGUAUAAUUUUUGUAAGUUGCUAUAAUAGAAAACAAAAUACCUGUUAUGUGCCUUCCAUAAAUGCAUCCAGUAAAUGGAGAAAUAAACUGGGACAAAAGCUGUUUUGAGUUAUAUUUGGAGAAGAAAAAAAUUUAUAUCAAUACAUUUGUUCAACCUUGAUUAUGUAAAUUUAAAAAAUUAUAUAUCACUGUCCAGUUAUGUAAAGGUUUAUAAAUAAAUUUCAAACUUCAUAAAAUA
This is a messenger RNA of Mirounga angustirostris (Northern elephant seal), 5824 nucleotides long. RefSeq names its product abraxas 1, BRCA1 A complex subunit (gene ABRAXAS1). Gene Ontology annotation, cellular component: nucleus. NCBI's taxonomy places the organism in Eukaryota, Metazoa, Chordata, Mammalia, Carnivora, Phocidae. Bases 76 to 1305 code for a protein of 409 amino acids. The record is from RefSeq and is a predicted model, not a curated record. Gene Ontology annotation, biological process: mitotic spindle assembly; attachment of spindle microtubules to kinetochore; protein K63-linked deubiquitination. Gene Ontology annotation, molecular function: polyubiquitin modification-dependent protein binding; microtubule binding. The transcript is spliced from 9 exons.